AAAGAUUCACUGGUGUGGCAAGUUGUCCACUGACUGUACAGGCAUUCAAUUUUUGCUUGGCAUUAUACAAAAGCAAAAGCAAAAGGAAACUAAAGGAAGAAGAAGAAGAACAAGGAAAAGAUUGUGGUGAUUUAAAAAAAAAAUCAUGCAAAAACUUCAGAUCUUUGUUUAUAUUUACCUGUUUAUGCUGAUUGUUGCUGGUCCGGUGAAUCUAAAUGAGAACGGCGAACAGAAAGAAAAUGUGGAAAAAGUGGGUCUGUGUGAUGCAUGCGCUUGGAGACAGAACACGAAAUCUUCAAGAAUAGAAGCUAUAAAAAUUCAAAUCCUCAGCAAACUGCGUCUGGAAACAGCUCCAAACAUCAGCAAAGAAGCUAUAAGACAACUUUUGCCCAAAGCUCCACCGCUCCGGGAACUGAUUGAUCAGUACGACGUCCAGAGAGAUGACAGCAGCGAUGGCUCCUUGGAAGAUGAUGAUUAUCACGCUACAACGGAGACUAUCAUUACCAUGCCUACGGAGUCCGAUCUUCUCAUGCAAGCAGAAGGAAAGCAUAAAUGCUGUUUCUUUAAAUUCAGCUCUAAAAUACAAUACAAUAAAGUAGUCAAGGCCCAGCUGUGGAUCUACCUGAGCCCUGUCAAGAGCCCUACAACAGUGUUUGUGCAAAUCCUGAGACUCAUCAAGCCCAUGAAAGACGGUACAAGGUAUACUGGGAUCCGGUCUCUGAAACUUGACAUGAGCCCAGGCACUGGUAUCUGGCAGAGCAUUGAUGUGAAGACUGUGUUGCAGAAUUGGCUCAAACAACCUGAGUCCAACUUGGGCAUUGAAAUCAAAGCUUUAGAUGAGGAUGGCCAUGAUCUUGCAGUCACCUUCCCCGGACCAGGAGAAGAUGGGCUGAAUCCUUUUCUAGAAGUCAAGGUAACAGACACACCAAAGAGAUCCAGAAGAGAUUUUGGACUCGAUUGUGAUGAACACUCAACAGAAUCUCGAUGCUGCCGUUACCCUCUAACUGUGGAUUUUGAAGCUUUUGGAUGGGAUUGGAUUAUAGCACCCAAAAGAUAUAAGGCCAAUUACUGCUCUGGAGAGUGUGAAUUUGUCUUCUUACAAAAAUAUCCUCACACUCACCUUGUGCACCAAGCAAACCCCCGAGGCUCAGCAGGCCCUUGUUGUACUCCCACAAAGAUGUCUCCGAUUAACAUGCUCUAUUUUAAUGGCAAAGAACAGAUCAUCUAUGGGAAAAUCCCAGCCAUGGUAGUGGACCGCUGUGGGUGCUCAUGAGGUUGGGUAGUUGAUUCAUAACCUCCUUACACAUGGAAGGCCUUCCCUUUAACAAUUUUGAAACUGUGAAACUAAAUACCUAAGGCUACAAGCCUAGCAUAUGCUACAGUCACUAACGCAUAAGCUACAGUGUAUGAACUAAAAGAGAAGACAUGCAAAUGGCUGGCAUUUAACCAUCAAAACAAUCCAUACAAUAAAGUAUUAUGACUUCCAGAUUUUUUGAACGAGGAGAUCAAAUAACAAUUAUGCUUAUAUAUACAACACAUGCAGAUAAAGAAAAAGCAAUUCUCCUUACGUUCUUGUGAAUAAAGGAGUAGGCUUUCAAGUUUGUUUCACUUACAAUUUACCAAGAAAUCUAGAUAAAAGUAUUGGUAAUGUGCAGGAUUGAAUCAUCCUUAAACACUUGAAUUUAUUUUGUAUGAUAGUAUGCUUGGUAAGAUAACUUCCAGAAAAAUAGGGAUGGGAGAUGAUUUGCACGUUUCCAUUCCUGCUGUGAUGGAUACAGGACAUUCACAAUCCGAGCCAGUGGUGCUAAUAUAAUAGGCUGAGUGACUGAUGCUAUCAGGUUUAUCAAAUCAAAGACAUUCAGUAAAGUAAUAAGUUUCUCUUUCCUUCAGGUGCAUUGCCAUACACCCCCAGAUGAGGACAGGCUACCCAAGAGGUCAGCAUUAACUUCUAUAGUAUAUCUGGAGGCACUGCAUUAUCUUAAAAGGCAGUCAAAAAGCAUUCAUAAAUGUCAAACUUUGAAAAUUCUAGCCUGUGUUUGCAAUACUACAGUUUUCACGAUAAAAAAAAAAAGGAA
Erinaceus europaeus (western European hedgehog) is the source of this 2075-nucleotide messenger RNA. It is a transcript of the gene MSTN, whose product is annotated as myostatin. Gene Ontology annotation, biological process: SMAD protein signal transduction. Gene Ontology annotation, molecular function: growth factor activity; cytokine activity. The record is from RefSeq and is a predicted model, not a curated record. Gene Ontology annotation, cellular component: extracellular region. The transcript has 3 exons. Lineage: Eukaryota; Metazoa; Chordata; Mammalia; Eulipotyphla; Erinaceidae. The coding region runs from base 146 to 1273 and encodes 375 amino acids.